Molecule: messenger RNA, 498 nt
Organism: Lactuca saligna
Lineage: Eukaryota; Viridiplantae; Streptophyta; Magnoliopsida; Asterales; Asteraceae
Source: the annotation of a GenBank genome assembly
AUGUCGACCACAUUGAUACCGGUUGACCAACUCAAACAACUCCGGGACAUAUUUAACCGGUUUGACAUGGACGCUGAUGGAUCCCUAACCCACCUAGAGCUAGCCGCCCUCCUCCGUUCUCUAGGCCUGAAACCCUCCGGCGAUCAGAUUGAUAUGCUCUUCAACAACAUGGACUCCAAUGGCAACGGUGCUGUUGAAUUCGAGGAAAUGGUGCGCGCCAUGUUACCAGACAUGACGACGGAGCAGUACAUCUUCAAUCAAACACAACUUGUCAAGGUCUUCCAUUCGUUUGAUAGAGACAGGAAUGGGGUUAUCACGAGGGCUGAGCUCGCCAAGGCCAUGGCGAAAAUGGGUCAGCCAUUGACGUAUAAAGAGCUCACCGAGAUGAUCGAAGAGGCUGAUACAGAUGGCGAUGGUGUCAUUAGUUUUAGUGAAUUCGCAAGAGUGAUGGCUAAAUCUGCAGCCGAAUCGUUUGGAUUCCCCGUUCCAUUGCCUUGA